Molecule: messenger RNA, 9500 nt
Organism: Mercenaria mercenaria
Lineage: Eukaryota; Metazoa; Mollusca; Bivalvia; Venerida; Veneridae
Product: calcineurin-binding protein cabin-1-like
Exons: 41
Coding region: 252-8942 (2896 amino acids)
Biological process (GO): chromatin organization
Cellular component (GO): nucleus
Molecular function (GO): nucleosome binding; protein binding
Source: RefSeq, a predicted model, not a curated record
CGCCGGGCCGCAAAAUAAUGCAAAUCAAGACGCGGACAAAGUAGCUUAUAAGAAGGACUGAAAAUAUAGAAAUGGCUUACAAGGAUUAUAUUUCAACAAACUAUAAACUAUACAUACUUGCGUUAUUGAUAGUGGAGAGUGAAAAGCUUGUGGAUGAAUAGUGUGUGACAUAAUAAAAUUGUUAAUGAAGUGUGGAUGUAGUGUGGAUUUUAUAGUGAAGAAUGGAUUUUGUUGUGAUACAUUAGUCGGAGAUGCCUAGAGGGAAGAACUGGAGGAGAGCACUUGCAAGGAAGGAAGUGAUUCAGAGGAAUGGUGGAGAAAAUGGGCACCUGGUUAAUUCAAAUGGGGAUGGAGCCCGUCCCAAUAGUCCUUUAUUUGAUAAUGGAUCAUUUGAAUGCAUUGAUAAUGUGAUUGAUAACCAGACUGGCAAUGAGCCUGAAAUUGCGAUUGAUAAUGAGACUUGCACUCAGCCUGCAAUUCAGAUUGAUAAUGAGACUUGUUCUGGGCCUGAAAUUUGUUCACUGAAUAGAAUUGAAAAUGUGGAUAAAAAUUUACUAGGCCCUGCCAUUAUGACCAUAGAAAAUGUUGCACCAAUUCGAAUAGCUGCCUUGAAUGAGAGCUUUAGCAGUGAAGGAAGUGAGAGUGACGUCGGACCUAGAGAAGCCACAAAAGAAGCUAAGGAGGCUGAAGCAUUCACACUGUAUGGUAAAGCAUUGGACCUGCUGAGACAAGGGAAGUCUGAGAAAGCUGAGGAAGUCUUCCAGGAUCUUACAGACCAUGAAUUUCUUAUUGAGGCAUAUGAUUUACUUGAAGAGAGAGGUAAAGAUGCAAUACAUCCAGGUCUUCAGCUGUUGUAUUCUAUACAGAAAAACCUGGCUGCCAUGGCAACAAAGAGAAAAGAUUACAAAGCUGCUCUUGAUUGUUACCUAGAGGCUGUAAAGAUAGACAACUCUGAGGUGACUGUUUGGUACAAGGUUGGAAUGACUGCCCUUGUUAUAGAAGAUUUUCAGCUUGCAAUGUUGGCAUUUGAGCAGGGACUAGACUGUAAUCCAAAGCACUGGCCAUGUUUAGAUAAUGUCAUCAGUAUACUGUAUGCAACAAAUAAUUACAUAGAGUGCUUGUAUUACAUUGCAAGAGCAUUUGAACUGGAUGCAACAUACGGUAAGGGCUAUGCCCUGAGAAACAAAAUUUGGGCAGAACAGUCGUCACUGAAAAAAGACACUGAAGAAUUCUUUGAAAAUUGUGAUCCAGUAAUCUACACAUACCAGAUUGACCCAGAUGAGGCCAGAGAGUAUGUAGAGGAGGCACAGCAGAUGCGGAGAAGAAACCAGAUUGUCUGUAAACCUCCAGAUCCAGAACGGUUACAAUUCCCAGCUAGAAUCAAACAGUACAGUUGGAAAACCAUUGGUGAGAUACUGAUUGGGCUGUAUGAUAAGGCUACAACCUCGGACCCUCCUCUGAGUCUGGGUCUGAGAGUGGAUGUACCAGAUUACAGCAGCUUGCCAGAGGAGGAUGUUAACACAGCUGCAGAUUUAGAUGCCUCUGGAGCUCAAGUUAAUGAAGGUCAAAGUAAUAGUGUUAAGGUCCAUCCUGAUGGAAGUAUUGGGACUGAUGGAAAGGAAAAACAAAUGGAAUGUGAUGAAACUGGGAGUGGUAAGGAAGAAUCUGUUCAUGAAAAUAAAUCAAACAGUUUGGAGAAAGAUGCUGAUAAUGUAGAAAAUAAAGAAGAAAUGCAUAAAAUGGAUGUUGAUAUAGAAGACAGUGUUGUACAAGAUGGUAAUGAGGCAGUAAAAGCUACUGUGCAUAGUGAAACAGAAACAGAUGUUGUGGAAAAUGCAGGUACAGAAGAAAAGAACAGUAAUGAACAAAGUAAUACUGAAAAAAUGAAAACUGAACUGUUAGAAAAUAGCAAAGAAGAUGUUGAUAUGGAAACAGAAGCUAGUGAUAAUGUAGACUUCAAAAACAGGAGCCAGGACACUACUACUGGAGAUUCUAUAAUUAAGAGUGAGACCAACAUAAAUGACGAAAUGGAUAGCACUGCAAGGGCAGAUAAAGGUAUAGAAGUGCAUACUGAUACGAAAGAUGAAAAUUACCAGAAAGAACCUCAUUUGAGUGACAAUGUGGAAAAUAAAAAAGAAGAUGCUAUCAGGAACAUGGAGGACAGAGAUAUUGACAGGGAUUUAAAAGAAGAGAUGUCAGAAGACAUUGAAAAAAGUCAGAAAGAAGAAUUUAUGGAAACUGAAAAUAUAUCAGAAGAUAGCUCUUCUAUCCAGGAGGCUCUUAUAACAGCACAUGCACUGCUAGAUAGUCUGAGUCCAAUGAAACCAGAAACAUUCCCAGGGUGUCCCUCUGGUCGAAGUCCAAAAUCUAAGAACGAACCAGGAACAAAUCUUGAUGUUUCAGAUAGACCAGAAAUUGUAAAACCUUAUAGAAUUCAGGAUCAGCAUUCUACUGAUCUAUCUACUGGCAGGUUUACAAAAACGGAGGCAACAGUAGAGGAUAAUGAAAAAGUAGCUCAUUCACAAACUUCUGCAGGUUUAUUAACAAAAUCAUCAAGUUAUGGAUUUACUGUGUCUGAUAUUUUAUCUGAUGAGAUGGGACAUGAUUCAAAAGACAUUGCUGACGAUGUUAUGUCAUUAAAGGAAAAAACUGUUUCCACAGGUAGCGAUAUAAGUAAAGAAGCUAAUCUCAGUGAAAACAUUGAACCGGUAAAAACAGAUGUAUCUACCAUAGGGGUGGAAAAAAAAUCAGAGGAUUCUCCGAUAGUAAUUGACUCCUCUUCUUCAAGUCAGGGAUCUCAGUCAAGGUUACAGCCAGUAACAACUUCAGUAACUCCUCCUAUAAUGUCUGUGCAUGUUUCAAGUUCUGAGAUAAUUGAUAAUGCAAACCCUUUGACAUCUGUGUCUCAGAAAGUUUUUCAAGAACAAGGAUCCACUGCAAUUCAGUCAAGUUCUUCUGUAGCAGCAGGGUACCAGUCUGAUGUUUUAUCAGCACUUCAUGUUGGAACCAGUCAGACUGUGACUGGGUCUAGUGUUACAACAUCUGUAGAAAUGUUGUCUACUUCAGUAACUGAGACACAGUCUGAAAUGAGGCCACCUAUUAUAAAUAUUUCAUCUCCUUCAGUGCGAUUGACUGGUUCUGUGACAGAUCAUGGCUACUCUAGAGCUUACAAUGAAAUGCCACUAAAUCAGUCAACUCCAAGAAGAAGUCCAUUUCCGGUUUCCAUGGCAGCCAGGUCCCCAGGAAGUUCUAUUGUUUUACGUGACUCGCAGUCAUCAGCCAGUUAUAUAGAAGUUCCAUUAGACAUAGAUGACAGAAGUCCAUCAAGCAGAAAAGCACAAAAACGGAAACGUCCAUCCCUAGCAACUGAAGACAUUCUUAAUUAUGGAAAGCGUCGCUCAGCUAGGGUUAGAAACACAGGUGGAAGAAAGAAAGAAGAGGAAACUGUCAACUUUUAUGAUCUUCUGCAGACGUUUCUACCUUCAAGUCUCAAAAAUGUGGCCGAAGAAGAAAAUAGUUCCAUGGACACUGACACAUCUGACACACAGGACAAGACACAGGAUAAAGAUGCAGACAAGUCAGGAAGCAGGAUGUCUGCUGUUGCCAUGGUUACAGAAGAAUGGAAUGAAGUUGAGAUGGUGAAAUGUUUUUUAGAUAAGUGUAUCAAGAACUGUGGUCUUCUAGACAUGUGUUCUACAUUCCUCCAUAUCUUAGCUAGACACUUCAAGGUUCAGUGGCCAGAAGGCUUGUCUGAGAUUUACAUGGGAGUGUUUAGCAGAGUAAGGAAACAUUUGUAUAUACCUAACGUAUUUGAGAUGAAAGACCCACCCAAGUUGUAUCAGAAACUGGCACAGAUAUGUCUUGUACAAGCUGAAUUCCUGCUGGAUACUUGGUUGCUUACAAGGUCAAAAGUCACAGGUUCUUCCAUCAUGUCACCUCGAAGUCAGGGAAGCCAUAGUUUAGAAACUGAUGAUGUUCCUCAGUUCUUUGAUGAAGAUAUCUGGUAUCUGACUGUACUGUGUGGAUAUAGCGAGACAAUGGCUGAUAUCUGGAUAGAUCAUUGUAUUAGAGUAUACUGGUUAAAGGCAAGAUACUCUGUACUAAGGAACAACAUGGGGGAUGCAGUCAGCUAUCUUGAAAUGAUCAAAGAGUAUCUGGAAUAUGGAAAGGAAGAGUUCAAAGUAGAACAUGCAUACCUACCAAACUGUAAAAUAGACAACUUUGUGGAUACAGAGAUUGUGCUGUCACAACAAGAACUGUUACACCAGACGAGAUCUGUGGAGGAAACCGAGAAACUGUACGAGAACAAAGAUUACAAGAAAGUUGUUGAAAUACUCAAACAGAAUUUCUCAGCUGAAAAACAGAAGAUGGUGAAAAUGACAUCAGACAAGACUGAGAGACAGGCACAGUGGAUAAUGUUACUGGAAGCUCUCUAUAAAACAGAAGACUAUAGUAAUUGUUUACUGUGGGGAGAACAAGCUUUCAGUGAGUGUUACCAGAUGUCGAGGCAUGGAAGUAAGUCUGAAGAGACGUCCAGCUGGAUUAAAACAAUGAUCAGUGUAUUCUCAUACAUGCAAAGGGUAUUUGAGAAGGAGGUGCUUAUAUCUCAAGCACUGUCAUCAACAAAGAUUAUUCGUUUUUCGCAGAAUCUGAUCAGAUUAAUAAAUUUGAAUAUGUCGUUACCAGAGAGCAUGACUGCAAUGGCAGUGGAUACUGUUAUACCAUGGAUAUUGCUGUAUUAUAUCAUCAAACAAGAGGAAGACAAGUUAGAGGAGAGAAGAAUGAAGGAAGAUGUAGUGGUUGAAGAAAAGGAAGAAAAUUUGUCCUCAUCAUAUAUGUUACUAAACAUAGCUCAUGACUAUCUCGGCAGUCGCUCUUGGUGUACAAAGUCAGAUGGUGCUCUGCUCCUGUUCUUUAUGUCUGUACUGAAGAAAGAUAUGUGCCAGGAAACAGUGUCGAAGUUUCAAGAGGAGUACCAGCAAGCCUUUGAACAGUGUGUUUACUGUCUGUUUGGUCAUCCAAACAAGAAAGGGAAGGCGAAACACUUGCAGGAUCACAGUGCCAGUAACAUCAGCCUUCAGUGGGAGCAUGCUGUAGAUGUUUUUGAGUAUUUCAAACCAAAGAGUCUGCCUGAAUUUGAUGGGUACAGGUCAGAGACUAUCAGUACUGAGGUGGAGUUUUUGCUGAAGAGAAUCAUACCUUUAAUUCCAGAGAAUAGUAAAUCCAUGGGUUUAACUGUUGAGGAGAUACAAAGUUAUAUAGAGGGAACAAACAGUACCACACCAGUUAUACAGGAUGGCAGACAAGUAACAUUACCAGUUGUUGAUGUCAUAUAUUACCUGCUGGCAGAUUAUUACCUCAAAAACAAGGAGGCAGUCAAGGCGAUAAAGUUCUACAUGCAGGACCUGUGUAUGAACCCCAGUAGGCUGGACUCCUGGGCUGGUAUGGCACUGGCUCGGAUGAGUCAGCUUGACUCUAAGCUAACCUCAGCAGAGCUUAAAAUGGACCAACCAGUAUACAAGAAAUCUAUUGCAGCCCUUCGUUGCUUCAAGCGAGCAGUAGAAAUAGACGACACAAACAGUAAACUGUGGAUAGAAUAUGGAACCUUGGCAUACCAGUUACACUCGCAUGCUUCAAGGCAAAUUGAAUGGAAAAAAUGGUUUGCAAUGGAUGAAGAAACUGUUAAGAUUGCUGUGGACAGUAAACGCGAGAUGUUGCAGACGGCAACAGAUUGUUUCCGUAUGGCAGCAGGCUGUGAUCGAGACUGGUCAGAAGAUGAAUGGUUACAUAAUUACAUGCUUGGAAAAUGUUUAGAAAAGAAUAAUAGAGGGAUAAAAGAUUCUCUUGGAUAUUAUUCGAAGGCCUUGGAAUGUGUACACAAAGAGCAUGCUAAAUAUCCUAAACGUAUUCAGUAUGCAUACAACACCCCGCAUCUAGCUGUAGAGGCAUUAGAGAUGUAUUAUAGAAUCCAUGUGAUAAUACUAAAGCAGCUGUUGAAAUAUGAUGCGGAGUCAGAUAGCCACGACUACAAAUUGUAUGUGAAGUACAUCGUAGAAGCUGCAAACACACCUUUUGUGAAACGCCUGGAAUAUGGGCAGACAAAUAAAACCGACAGGGACUCGGCAUCAUCAGCAGAUGAGAACUCGUGUACAGAGACAACACCUUCCAAAUCAAAGUCAAGUUCUGACCACACGUAUUUUAGACAAAAAAGUAUUCCUGGUGUUAAACCAGUUGCAGAACCUGUUGCCAUGGAAACAGAGAAAGUUGAAGAACAAAACAAUGCAGGUGUUGAAGAAAAGGAUGUGGUUAUGCAAAGUAAAUCUGUAACAACCCUGGAAUUGCAUUCUGAAGAGCAAAAGACAGAAGUAGACAUCAACAUGGCGACUGUGGACACUUCUAAACUACCUAGAGUUGAAACCUCACAGCAAGGGGAGGCAACACCUGUGAAAAAUGAGUUUGUCGAAAGUAAAGCUGAUAAAGAAAGUGCUAAUUUGCAGAAACUUAAGCAGUCUCCAUUUUCUAUCUCAAGUAUCCUUGGAGAAAAGCCCAGUGAAUCACCUGAAACUCCAAAAAGAGCAGCAGAUACUCAAGCAGGUGGUGAUAGUUUAGCAUUAAGCCAAGAGAGUAAAGUUCAAGAUGUCAAAGAAACUAAAGAAAUAAAACAUGUUGAAGUGAGACCAGAAGAUGCUGGUGCCUCUGGUGAUGGAGGGACACCAACAACUGAACUUGAAACAGAUGGAAAGAAAAAGGCAGAAUUAAGUUCAGGAGACACGGAGAAAGAAGUGAAAAAUGUUCUUGCACAUAUAGAAGAUUUGAUUGAAGAAGAAAUGAAGGACAAUACUUCCAGCCAAACUGAUGAUGACAAGGACAAAGUGGAGACGAUGGAAGUAGAUGGAGAGGAUUUGAUUAAAGCACAGAAUCAGCAAAAAUCUACAUCAAAAGUCUCUGAUGACUCAAAGAUUGAUGAUCAGAUAAACUACUUGUUGAAGAUGCCCGUGACAGAUCUGCACAAGGAACUUGUUGAGAAAUGUCGUCUGGCUCUUACCACAUGCCUGCAGAGGUUUCCUACCCACUACAAGUCACAUUACAGGCUGGCAUACAUUCACCUUUAUUCACCUUAUCAUAAGGAUCUAAUGAAAGCUCACCAUAUACUGCUUGGAGCUCCAAAAUGGCAAGACUUAGACUACAUGCCGUGUCAAGGACUAUUUGGGGAGAGGAAACAAACCAAAUUUUUCCAGGGGAUAUGGAAAAUUCCAAUAGAUGAAAUUGACCGGUCUGGCAGUUUUCCAUCACACUUGAACAGAUGUAUAGGGUUGGUUCUCGAUGUUCUCCGAGCAGAGAAAGACAGUCAGACAUUACAUCAAGUUCAUCUACAACUGAACCGGCAGCCAGAACCUGGAAAAAAAUACCUUAGAGAUGCAGAGAAGAAAUAUUAUGCCCUGACAUCACACCGUUACACUCUGGAUGCUGUAGAACAGCAGAUUGAGGACAUGAAGGCAAUCACUGAUACUGAAGUUAGACAGAAAUUCCUCAUGGUCGUUUACAAAAUACAUGAGCAUGGUGUACACAAGCUGAACAAGCAUGUAGAGAGGACCAACAGGCUGCUGGCUGAAGCAUACAGAGUUACACUUAGGAAGUUGGAGACAUUACCGCAGAAAAUGUUUCUGGACCAGGCAGUCAGAUAUUGUAAGCAGCUGCAGUCUCAGAAGCACAAAGGUGAAAAGUCUCAGGAUACAAAAUCUCAAGCCAGUGUUUCUACUUUAGUGCCAGCAAGUAUACGUCCCAACUCGACACCUGAAGAUGUACCUACAAAAUCCAUAAAACCUCCAAAUUUAAUCAGUCUUGCAAACAUCAUGGAAAGUCAGGGAGCCAGUUACAGCAUGCAGAAAGCUACUGAAAGUAACUUAGAUAAAGCUUCAACUGACAUUGUUAGUAAAGACAACAGUCAGUCAGAGGCAGAGGUUUCAGCCAAAGAUAAACAGCCAGUUGAUAAGGUAGAGGAAGCAGAUGUUAUCAUACUGUCAGACAGUUCUGUAGACUCCCCAGUAAAAUCAUCUAUUGAUAUGAAAAAGACUGAUGAUGUUGAUAAAUCUAAAACUGCCUCACCGUCUCUGAAUACAAGUGCUCCAACUGUGAAAAUUAAAAUGGGUUUGCUUCAGGCUGUUAAAAAGUUGAAACCAAACCCUAAAGAAGGAACUCUCAACAGUGGAGACAAUGAAACAUCACAAGAUGAAGGUCUGUCCUCAGCAUUAUCUGAAGAUGAAAGUGAGGCACCUUUGCCGUCUGCUUCAGAUGAUCAAGAGGCAAAGGCUAAUUCUACAACUUCCUCUUCAUCAUCAUCAUCAUCAUCUAGUGAGAGUGGAAGUAGUAGUGAUGAAAGUAGUGAUGAUGAUGAUGGUGAAGCUGAUGAUGGUGAUAAUGAAAGUGAUGAUAGCAAAGAUGAAGAAUCUGAUAGUAAUGAUAGUGAAAGUGAUGAUGAUGACAAUGAUGGUAAGCUAGACAAUAAAAAUGAUACCAAAGAGGUUGCAAAGAAACCUCAAGCUGUGAAAAGAAGAAUGAAAGUAGUUCCAACAACUGAAGAUGAAGAGGAGAGUAGUGAUAAUGAUAAUGAAAUUGAUCUAAUUAGCAGUAAUGAUGAAGCUGAUCAAGAUGAUGACAGAGAUAAAGAUUACAACGCUAGUGAAGAUGAUAUUGACAAUGAUGUUAUAAUGAUCUCAGAUGAAGAGUAUGCACCAAAAGGGAAGGCCAUUAUUCCUUCCCCGCCACACAAGAACAUUCUAAUGGGAACUGAAGUUCUGGUAAAAGAAGUUCCAGACUUUGAUCCAUCACUUAUUUCUUCUCUGAUGUCCGCAGAUAUCGGACCAGUACCAGUUGGAUCUCCCAUUGUGAAUAAAGCAAGUACUGCUCAUGGACACAGUUCAAUGGAUAUUGAUAAAACCUAGGUGUGCUGGAUAUGGAUAUUGGUAUUGUGAUGAUACAACAAGUGCUACACAUGGACACUAAAACCUGGGAUAUUGUUAAAAACUGUGUAUUUUUUCAUGUUGUCAUAUACAACAGGUGCUAUGCAUGAACACAAUAACAUGGAAAUUGUUACAACAUAUGUGUACAUAUUCAUAUUGUCAAUACAAUGAAAGUUACACAGGAACACAAUUCCGUGGAUAUUGUUUAAACAUAUGUAUAAAUUUUCAUGUUGUUAAUUUAAUACAAUGAAUGCUACACAUGGAAACAAUUCCAUGAAUAUUGUUACAACAUAUGUGUUCAUAUUCAUGUUGUUAAUACAAUGAAUGCUUCACAUGGACACAGUUCCAUGGAUAUUGUUAUAUGUGUACAUAUUCAUGUCGUCAAUACAAUUGCUACUCUAUGUCUUAAAAUUUGUGAAGUUUGAGCCAAACGUGUAUGAUUUAGAGAUAAAUAAACACCUUGUCUGUUGUUUGAUCUAUAUGUGCAUAAUUUGUAUUGUCUUUAGACUGAAGAAAUAAUAAAUAUGUGAUCCAUCUUCA